UGGAUUUGACGGGAAGAUGACAAAUUAAUUUAUCUCUUCGGUUAAAAAAGAGACUUGAGGUUUCCCGCUACCAUGUCCGGAGAGGAGGGGAACUGGGUUCAUUUACAUUUUCAAUUUCGCAGAAGGUAUCUUAUGUCAUCACAGGUGCUUGUUGUCCUCGCACUGCAAAGAGCUUCGUGCUUAAUUUUAUACUCGUGGGAGGUUUUCGGACUAAAUCAGUAAAGGUUGUCGUUGCUUGGAGGUAAACUAAUAUGUCUGACAGAGAUCGCUUGAUCGCUAACCCAGGGAGAACCGAAAUCGAACGGGUACGCUCCAAACACAUUGAAAUUAAAGAUGUUGGUACCACCGUUAAAAUCAGAGAUGAAAUUCACGCCCGUACAAAUCAUUACAUCAAACAGAGCAAACCUUACUUCCCAAAAGAUAAGUUGCUUACCUACAUCGAUUGUCCGUACUUUUUAAGAGUCGCGCGAUGGCUGUGCUUUGCCAGCCUCUUUGGAGCCCUUGUUGCAGGCGGUGGAUCAAAGGCUAUUCCUGUGUUUUUUCUCGUUGUCUGCCUGCUGUUCUUCUUGUUUUACUGCCAACACGAAUGGGUGAAUCAGAAGACCUUGCCUGUUGUCCAUAAACAGCCCUUCAUCCCUGGUCAGAAAUCACCCAACUCAUUCUACGAGGUGACCAUCACUGAACUUGAUGGAAUUGCUCUCCAGAAUUACCAAGCUGGUAUUGGUUUUGUUGAACUUUCUCAGGGAAAGAUUGAAUUUCAGGCAUUCAACAAUACCGCGAAGAAAUACAUGUCCGACGCCAAAUGUCAUUCUCGAUUGAUGCUUCUCCUUUUCUUGGCGGCUUCUGUCUACAACUGCUACUUUGUGGCAGCCUAUUGACUAACUGGGUCAACGUUACGCGGAUAAUAUCUUAUGAAGAUGAUAGUAAAAUUGUAGUUAUCAUGGAGCUCAGAUGCGAUUCCUGAUUUGUAGGUACAAAUAGGCACAGAAAUAUAGCAAAGGAUUCCCACUGUGUUAAGCUGAAAAGCUUCAAUUAUCUGGGAACCGGCACAACCUGAGAAAAGGCUCGUGAGUUUUCAGAACUGAAUUUGUCGGUAAAAUCCGAAGACAAUUUAGACAAGACAUAUUUAAGCUCUUGUUUGGGAGAAUUUAGUGAACUGGUUAAAUUUUAACUCUUGAAAUCAUCCAAUAUGAAAAUUGUGUGACAACA
Pocillopora damicornis (cauliflower coral) is the source of this 1209-nucleotide messenger RNA. RefSeq lists its product as uncharacterized. Lineage: Eukaryota; Metazoa; Cnidaria; Anthozoa; Scleractinia; Pocilloporidae. The record is from RefSeq and is a predicted model, not a curated record.